GUGUCCUUGCACAGGUGAGUGUUCUGGGGUUUGGAUAAAGAAGAUAGUUUGGGCUUUAGAGAGAAUGGGGGCUCAGCGGCUGACCCCAGGCUGGCUUGGUGUUGACGCCAGGGGGUGUCUCGAGGGCCUGGAGGGACUGGUGGUCACCCUUACUGACUGGACUCAGUGAGCCGGCUCUGCUGUGGCUCCCGUGGUGACCGGGACAGCCAGACCAGAACGCUGCUGUGCAUGUUUGGCAUGAAGAACUGAAGACAGGAUCUUCUCUACAGACCGGCUUCCAGGGUUACACCUUCUUCUGCUCCGUUUCCAACUCUAUGACCCUCCAAGGCUCUGCCACCCUGCUCAGGAAUGGCAACAAUGCAACCGGCAGCUCCUCUCCAGUUUCCAAACAUCGUGCCGCCGAGUGGACUGUGUGUCCCCCCGCCAACCCCUGUCCAUCAAGAGAAAGUGGCCAGGCCGUGUCCUCAGACCCAGAGUGAUUGCUGCCCACCCAAGGACGCAGCGGUGCCGCCGUCACGGCAGGUGCCCCGCCUGCGGGCUGUGGUGGAGAGCCAGGCCUUCAAGAACAUCCUGGUGGACGAGAUGGACAUGAUGGUCUCACGGGCGGCCACUGUCAUCCAAGCCAACUGGAAGGGUUACCGGCUGCGGCAGAAGCUUAUCUCACAGAUGACAGCAGCCAAGGCCAUCCAGGAGGCCUGGCGUCGCUUCAGCACACGCAGGCUGAUGCGCUCCAACAAGCUGUCCGUAAAGAAAGCUAAGAGGGAGGAGGAGGGUGACAUCCCCUACCACCCCCCACAGCAGGUUCGCUUUCAUGCCCCGGAGGACCAACUGCCAGUCAUGGUGAGCAAGGAGACGCAGUUCCCAUCCUCCGACAACCUGGUCCCUUCACACACCACGGCAGCCCCGGGUCCCUGUGCCAGCGGCGCCUACAGGGGUGGCCUCCUGCCACAGCAGUCUGUGACCGGCCGGCUCAUGGGUCCCAAGUAUCCACCCUGCAUGUUGACCAAGACUGUCAGGAGCUCCUGCCUCAUCAGACACUUGGAAGGGGACAGUGUGAAGAGCAGACAAGUAGCUUCCAAGACCAUCAGAUCAGGGGUCCCAGAGUCAGCAGCAUCGGGGAGAUAUGGCCAGGCCGUCCAUGGAUCCCUGAAGACCCAGACCCCGGUCCACACUGAAGCAGAUGUCCCCAAGGUCCCACCGCAUAUGUAUCCAGUCAACAAGACCCCUACCAAGGUGUGUCCAGGGGUCUGCGCCCCUAAGUCCCCAGCCACAGUGACCACAGCACCGAAAGGUGCGCUACAGAUGUACCCCACGUCCCCAGCCACAGUCAUGAAGAUGCAAUCACCAACUUGCCCAACUUCCCCGGUGACCAGGCCCCUGGCUCACGUGCGACCCAACCCUUCAUUGUCUAACACCACGCCGCAGAUGCGCUCUGUGAUCCCCACGGCCAGAGCACAGCCCCCGGGAUGUGCUGUCACCUCCACAGUCAAGACUUCACCACGCCCAGGGGCUCCAGUCAGUAAGGGCCCACUACAGACUGGCUCUGGUCCGGUGACGACAAAGACUUCACCCCAGAUGCGUCCAGCGGCCAGAAGUCAAGCUCAGACAUGCGCUGCGCCUACUUCAUCCAAAACCUCCUCCCAGUCGAGUCCCACAGCCAAGCCCUCACCUCAGACCCGCCUGGCAGCUAUGAUAACCAAGACCCCAGCUCAGAUACGCUCGGUGGCUGCUGUGCUCAGGACUCUGUGUCUGGUCCCUGCCGUGGCAGCCUCAAGUCCCAGGGGCUCACCCCAAACUCACGUGGUUGCUGGCAUGCCCAACAUCCCAUCCCAGGUCCACCUGAACAGCCCAAAGGCCAAGGUCACCGUGAGCACCAAGCAGGCCACCGCAGUGGUCAAGGUGGCCUCUCACUCAUACCUGGCAGAGGGCAAGGGCAGGUGUGGACCCCAUGGACAUCUAGACACUGUGGUUCCUAAACCCCCAGCCAAGUCUUCAUUGGAAGCAGAAAAGAUGAAGCCUGGGCCCCCUAAGGCCAUCAAGAAGGAAGCAGCUCCCAAAACUACUGCGGCCAUUAUGACCAGGGCCCUAUCUUGGACAAAAGUGACAGAGGACAGGGACAAACCCUUGACUCAGGUCCAGCAGAGGGCGGAGGUGGUGAAGAUUCACUCAAGGGUGUACAUGCCUGAGGAGACCACAGUGGCCCUGUCCCAGGCCCAGCUGGCUGUCCCCCUGACCAAGGCCUCCACCCAAGCCCAGCCGCCCCCAGCCACCCCCGCCCCCCCGCCAGCCUCACCCUUCUCUAAAGCCGUAUCGCAGUCUCACACGCCAUCCGUGCUGGCCACCGGCUUACCUGAGGGACGACGUCCACCUGGAGGUCCCUCUGCCGUUCUGCCCUCCUCGCCACUGGCCGCGCACCUGAUGUCACUCACAGCCCAGCUCCAACCUGCUGGUGAGCAGACCAGACCGGUCCCUCAAGCUCAUCUGGCCAAGGCAUGCGCAGCCACAGCCUCCCCGCAGGCACGCUCCCUGGGGAUGGCCUUCCUGUCUUCUGAAGGGUACCAAAGCACAUGUCCCCUCACCCCCACGCUGCAGCAUCACACGCCCUCUCACUCGACGAAAAGCUCGCUGCAGCUGCGCCUACCUGCUGAGCAUGCCAAGACCGCCAACACCAAGGGCACCAAGGCCACGUGCCAGGUCUGUCCACCCACUAAGCUCAGCAAGGCCCCGUCCCUGGCCCAGCUCAUCACAUGUCUGGCCAAGGCUCCAUCACAGGCCCAUCUGCCUGUGGGGGCGGCGAAGGCCCAGUCUCAGGCCCAGCUGACCUCCGAAACGGCCAAGUGCCUCCUGACGGCUCAUCCUGCCACCGACCUCAGUAGCAAGACCCAGUCCCAGCCACUCCUGAGCACGUCCAAGGCAUCUGUCCAGUUCUGGCAACAUUUCGGGACACUUAACACUGGCCCCCGUGCCAAGCCAGAUGACAGAAGCGUGACCCAGCCUCAGCUCCAUAGCCAUACACAAAACAAGGCCGUGCAGAGCCCGCGCUCGGUGGCCACAGACACCCAGAGCACGCUGGUGCCUCUGCUGACUCCCUCUGGACACACUGCGUGCAAUGCAGACUCCUGGGCUGACAGUGGACGGGCGCGAACCCCACCCCCGCCCCCUGUGCCAAGCCAGGCAGUGUCCUGCCACGAAGACCUCGCGGCCUCCAUCGCCUCCCUGUGCGCAGACCUGGUGGCCAUGCUGGGCUCCCCCGAGGACCUGCGGGCACUCCUGGCCAAGACACUUUCUCAGGGGGAAGUACGGACCGCGCUCAGCCAGGCUCUGUCCCGGGAAGUCUUGGGGCCCUCUGUGGUCAAGGCCCUGCCACAAGGCAUGCUGGGAAUGGCACUGAUGAAGGCACUGUCAUGGGGUGAGCUGGGCAUCUCCCUGUCCCGAGCCCUGUCCCGUGGGGAGCUGCGUCCAGAACUCAGCAAGGCCACGCAGGGCAAGCUGGCUGAGGUCCUGUGCAAGGCCUUGACGGAAGAUGAGCGGGCCACGCUCAGCCAGGCGCUGUGCCAGGGAGAGCUGGGUGCUGUUUUCACUCAGUCCUUGGCCCAAAUGGCCCAGAGGACAGGCGCCUUCCUCCCCAAGGCCACCUCGAAAACGGUGGGAAGCCGGAUGACCACGGCGCCUGCCCCAGUGGAGGUGACCUGCAGCGGGAGCCUGUCGGUGGCCUGGGGACCUGCACUGGGUCCCGUACAAGCACGGUGUAGCAAGGGCCCUGUGGAUGCCGGCCUGGCUGCUGGCCAGUCAUGGAAUUCCAAAGUCCCCAACGUAUCGCUCAGAGCCACAGCACGUGCUGGGGCACCCCAAGGCACAUGGCACCCUAGCAGAGGCCACAGGCCGUGGGACCCCUCAGGGGCAGAGGCAGCGCUGGACCGCAAGCCCUCAGCUGAGUUGCUGGUGUCAGUGCGUGCCAUGGAGAAAGUUGUCGUCCAGGCUGUCAUCACCAUCCAGGCGUGUGCGCGUGGUUACUUGGUGCGCCGCACCGUGAAGGUGUGGCAUCAGUGGGCCACCAUCAUCCAAGCUACGUGGCGUGGCUACCGCGUGCGACGGAACCUGGCAAGGCUUCUCAGGGCCACCACCAUCAUCCAGGCUGCCUGGCGCGGCUACUGCAUUCGCCGGGACCGGGCCCAUCAGGUGCUGCUCCCCGCCACGUGGCCGGAGCACAGUGGCAGAGCCCAGGGCAACUCUGACACCAGGAGCAGCUCUGAGCACCGCUGCUUCCUGUCCUGCCAGCCCGACGUCUGCAGCGUCUGCCAGUCCUUGGGUCCCCGGGUAGAGAGUCCUCCCAGCGUCGUGAUGCUCGUGGGAUCCCAGCCCCGCACCUGCCACGUGUGUGGCCACACACUGUCCACGCGUGUGGUGCAGGGCUUCGGCCAGGGCGUCUCGGGCCAGCCCGGUUCUCGCUGGGCUGCAGCACCCCAGCACUGUGCCCUGCUCAAGCGGCAGCACAGGGCAGCCACUGUCAUCCAGGCGGCCUGGAAAGGCUACAGGACCCGCCGCCUGCUCAACCAGCAGCAGUCUGCAGCCAAGACGGUCCAGGCCACGUGGAGGGGACACUAUACCCGGAGCUGCCUCACCACAGACGCACUUUUGGGAACAGGAGGCCCGUGGAGCAUCUCCAGGGACACUUCACGCCGUUCUUCAAGGGCUUACUCUUUACACUGGCCUGGAGUCUAGGCCCGUCUGUGGGCAAGACACCGUGGCCCACGUGGUCUCGUGGGUCUUGUGAAUAAAGUGCACGACAGCC
Mesocricetus auratus (golden hamster) is the source of this 4792-nucleotide messenger RNA. It is a transcript of the gene Iqcn, whose product is annotated as IQ motif containing N. Gene Ontology annotation, molecular function: protein binding. Lineage: Eukaryota; Metazoa; Chordata; Mammalia; Rodentia; Cricetidae. The record is from RefSeq and is a predicted model, not a curated record.